UUGCAAAGUAAAAAGAAGAUUUGAGUCUCUGUAUAUCAUUCACCUUUCAUCCACCAUUAUUAGCUUCAAACAAGUAAGCUUUUUGAUCUUCUUUUCUCUUUCUUUUUAAUUUCUAUUGCAAAUCAUGUAUGUUAUCUGUUUACGCAUCUUUGGUGAUGGAUGGAGUGAGAGAGAUGUUAAAUUCCAGAAACAUAAAACAAGGUUAAAUGUCUGAAUACGGUUGCUAGAAGGGUGAUGAUACAGCUUGUUGCUUGCUUAAAAGCAUCGGAAAGGAGUUCAAGCUCCGACAUCUCAAAUUCACGUCUGUCUUGAGAACAUCCAAACAAUCUCUCAGCUCGAUCCAUGCGUAAACAAUCUCUAAACAGGAUGGCACCCAUACUACUUAAUUAUGUGUACAUAUUUUAUGACUUUGCUGAGAAUUUCUUUUCUUGAUCGAUGCAGGCAAAGAGAAGCAAAAAGGGGGAAAACCCUAAUUUUCAUUUUUGUUUUAUAUUUUAUUUAAAGGGAAGAAAAUUAAGGGGGUUAUAAUGGGAAGAGGGAAAAUAGAGAUAAAAAAGAUAGAGAAAUCAUCAAGCAGACAAGUGACCUUCUCAAAGAGAAGAAAUGGAUUAUUGAAGAAAGCUAAAGAGUUAGCCAUCCUUUGCGAUGCUGAAGUUGGGUUGAUUAUCUUCUCCAGCACCUCCAAGCUUCAUCAUUUUGCCAGCUCUAGCAUGAAAUCUGUCAUAGAACGUUACAACAAGUAUGAAGAGGAAUAUCAUCAUCAACUACUUGAUCCUGCUUCUGAAUUAAAGUUUUGGAAGAAGGAGGUAGCAAGCCUGAGGCAACAACAAAAUGACUUGCAAGAAUACCAAAGGCAGUUGAUGGGGAAAGAGAAAGAGCUAUCUGGUUUAAGCUUCAAAGAUCUACAGGGCCUAGAAAACCAGCUUGAAAUGAGUUUGAAAAGGGUACGCAUGAGAAAGGACCAAAUUCUGACAAAUCAAAUCGAUGAGCUAAAGCGCAAGGGACACCACAUUCAUCAAGAGAAUCUAAAAGUACACAAGAAGCUAGACCUUAUUUGCCAUGAAAAUACUGAACUUCAAAAGAAGGUAGUUAAUGGAAAUGGAACAGAAGAAGCAAAUGAAAGCAGCAAAAGCUUAUCCCACAGUUAUGGUUUCAACAAUGGAUAUGAUUAUUUGCAAGCACCUGUUGUUGAUCUCCGGUUAAGCCAGCCUCAACAACUUCCCGACGCUUAUACAUCAAAAUCGAAAACUAGGUAA
This is a messenger RNA of Gossypium arboreum, 1256 nucleotides long. RefSeq names its product MADS-box transcription factor 23-like. The record is from RefSeq and is a predicted model, not a curated record. The transcript is spliced from 7 exons. Gene Ontology annotation, molecular function: protein dimerization activity; RNA polymerase II cis-regulatory region sequence-specific DNA binding; DNA-binding transcription factor activity, RNA polymerase II-specific. NCBI's taxonomy places the organism in Eukaryota, Viridiplantae, Streptophyta, Magnoliopsida, Malvales, Malvaceae. Gene Ontology annotation, biological process: positive regulation of transcription by RNA polymerase II. Gene Ontology annotation, cellular component: nucleus. The coding region runs from base 528 to 1256 and encodes 242 amino acids.